Messenger RNA from Sipha flava (yellow sugarcane aphid), 2098 nucleotides. Its product is annotated as SET and MYND domain-containing protein 4-like. Lineage: Eukaryota; Metazoa; Arthropoda; Insecta; Hemiptera; Aphididae. The coding region runs from base 62 to 2035 and encodes 657 amino acids. Gene Ontology annotation, molecular function: protein binding. The transcript has 9 exons. The record is from RefSeq and is a predicted model, not a curated record.
CGCGAUCUUGCUGCCGUGGACGGCAACGCAUGUAUAACAACACCGUUGUCCAGUCGCCAAAAUGGAUGACGAGCCGGCCUCGUUAGGCCGCAAGCCAUUUUCGGUUCGACACAACCGGUUUCGCAAUACUUUAAGGUCCUCCGACUGGGAUGAGUUCAUUGGGUUGGUAGAUGAUAAACAAAAAAUACAGUUUGUUUACGGGCGGCUGCUCGCAGAGGAUGAUACUGCGACAAAUGGCGAUGACGAUGACGAAAGGAACAGCUGUAAAAACGGUGACAAGGCCUUGGAAAUGAAAAAGCUCGGGACCGAAUGCUUUCAAAAUACAGACUAUCGGAAAGCGUUAAACUGGUAUUCGUUGGCCGUACUUCAUUGUCCUCAGACCAAAGAUUGGCUGAUCCAGCUGUCGAUUCUCUACGCCAAUCGAUCGGCGUGUUUAUAUCAUCUGCAGGAGUACGAUCUAGCCAUUUCGGACAUACGGCAAGCGUUCGACAACGGAUAUCCUGCAUACCUACAAUAUAAAAUUCACGAUAGGAAAGCACGGUGUUUGCUGGCUACAAAACAGCUAAAAUCUGCUCUAGAAUCGUUUAGGGCCACCAUGCAGGCUCUGGACAAUUCAAAUUUAUCGCUAGACCAGAGGCGCAAACGACAGUUAGACGUGCAGGUUAUGUUGACGAUGAUGGCGAAGGACAAGAACUUGAAAAACGAGUCCACGCAGGCCGAGAGACGAAAGGUGCCGAGACUUUACGGCAAACAGAAUGAUGCGUAUCCGGCGAUUAGCGACGCUGUAUCCAUCGAAUACAACGAGCAGGAAGGAAGACACGCGGUGGCUAACCAGAACGUUCCCGUGGGAAAGGUUCUGCUAGCCGAACGGGCAUAUGCGUCAGUGCUGCUCCGCGAAUUUUGCCAUUCGAAUUGCACCCACUGUUUUAUCAAAAUCGUUGCGCCUUUGCCGUGUCCGAACUGCAACAGAGUAGCGUUUUGCGGUGAUCUUUGCAUGAAAAUCGCCUUAAAGUCUUAUCAUGCAAUCGAGUGUCAACUGUUACCGACACUUUACGAGGCUACCCUUUCUAUCACAUGUUUGAUAGCAUUCCGAAUAAUCACUCAACGACCGUUAAAAUACUUUAUGGAUUUGCAGCCCAAGUUGAACCUCACUCAAAGGCCGGUUAAAAAACACGAACCGAACAGCUACGUUAAUUUAUAUAACUUGGUAACCCAUCGAAAAAUGAGGUCCGCACAGGAUAUAUUACACAGAGCACACGUGGCUGUUUUUUAUUUGCAUUGCUUAAAAAAAAUGAAUUACUUCACAAACUGUAACGAUAAAACCCGUUUCCUUACCGACGAUGAGCUAUUCAUCGGAAGUCUGUUGUUACAUAAUUUGUUGAUCCUCCAAUUCAACACGUUCGAAGUUUCCGAACUUCAACAACAGAACAACGAGCAACAGACCGUUUUCAUCGGCGGCUCCAUCUAUCCAACACUAGCAUUGCUGAAUCACUCUUGUGAUCCUUGUGUAGUUAGAUAUCAUCAAGGAACAACGGUCAUAGUACACAACAUUCGUGAUUUACGUGCUGGAGAAGCGAUUACAGAAAACUAUGGUCCGAUGUUUAUGUUCCAUCCAAGAGAAGACCGACAACAGAAACUCAAAAUCAGAUAUUGGUUUGAAUGCAACUGUAUUGCUUGUUGUCAAAAUUGGCCGACUUGGGAAGAAAUGAAGAUGGAUACAUCACUCAGAAUCAGAUGUACAAAUUGUCUAAAUGCAAUUAAGGUGAAAAUUGAUUCUAUGCAAUUUGUAGCAUAUUGUAAGAUUUGCUCAAAAAAUACUAACUUGUUAGCGGCUUUGAAAGUUUUACAGGAUACAGAAAAUAAAUAUGCUGUUGCAAAACAAUUAAUGGACAAACAUGAUUAUGAAAAUGCAUUACCCAAAUUCAUGGUACUAUUAUCAUUAUUACAUAGGCACAUGGUACCUCCUUUCAGAGAUUAUCACCUAUGUCAGCAAGCAAUAAGAAAGUGUAUGCUGUCAUUUGGGAACAAAAAAUAAAAAAAACCAUUGUUAGAAAUUAACUAAUAAAUUAUAGUAAUUUAUUCCUGAGUAGAACACAUA